Zootoca vivipara (common lizard) is the source of this 1906-nucleotide messenger RNA. Lineage: Eukaryota; Metazoa; Chordata; Lepidosauria; Squamata; Lacertidae. The record is from RefSeq and is a predicted model, not a curated record.
CGGAGGGAUGGGAAGGGGAGGGCUGGGCGGCGCCCUCCCGCGCAAGGGGAACGCCUGAUGCCAGGAUGGGAUUUCCUGGGGACGGCCUUCGACGGGGCACACGGCCGCCUCUUGCGCCCGCAGUUGGGGGUUUCCCGGGAGUCUGGUGACGGGAUGGUGAACGAGGAAGUGGGAUUCCUUCCCAAUGCGGCAGCUGUGGAAAAUGCCCCCCGAACCCUUCAGAACAUCUGCCGGGUAAACCCCCCGCCGUUCAGGCGUCGCCGCAGGAGAUCGAACGCGCCGGCCAUGGGGGGUUACAUCAAUGCCCUGGGCAUCUUAGAGGCCCCGCCGAGCUCGCCCCGGCGUGCGCCCGAGAGGCCUUUCCACUGCACGGAUUGCGGGAAGAGCUUCUCUCAGAGCUCCAACCUGAUUGAGCACCAGAGGAUCCACACGGGGGAGCGCCCCUUCACGUGCAGCGAGUGCGAGAAGAGCUUCAGCCGCAGCAGCACCCUGGUGGAGCACCAGCGCACACACACCGGCGAGAAGCCUUACACGUGCCUGGAGUGCGGGCGGGGCUUCAGCCGCAGCAGCACCCUGGUGGAGCACCAGCGCACCCACACCGGCGAGACGCCCUUCCCGUGCCGGGAGUGCGGGAAGGCCUUCAGCCGCACCUCCAACCUCAUGAAGCACCUGCGCACCCACUCCGGGGAGAAGCCCUACACCUGUGCCCUGUGCGGCAAGUGCUUCUCGCUGAGCUCCAACCUGCUGAAGCACGAGCGCACCCACUCCGGGGAGAAGCCCUUCCCCUGCGCCCUGUGCGGCAAGCGCUUCAAGAAGAAGACCCACCUGGUGUCCCAUCACCGGGUGCACACCGGGGAGCGGCCCUACCGCUGCGAGGAGUGCGGCAAGUGCUUCUCCCAGAGCUCCAUCCUGAUCGAGCACCAGCGCAUCCACACCGGGGAGAAGCCCUACAAGUGCGCGGACUGCGGGAAGGGCUUCUGCGUCAGCUCAAACCUCAUCAAGCACCAGAGGAUCCACACGGGGGAGAAGCCGUACACCUGCUCGGUCUGUGGCAAAGCCUUCCGCUAUAAGCCGCACUCUGUGCUCAUUGAACACCAGAGAAUCCAUACCGGGGAGCGCCCCUUUGUGUGCAACGUGUGCGGGAAACGCUUCUCCCAAAGCUCCACCCUGAUGGGGCACCAGAGGAUCCACACCGGCGAGAAGCCCUUUGCCUGCCCCGAGUGCGGGCGAGGCUUCAGCCGGAGCUCCGCCCUGACAGAACACCAGCGCACCCACACCGGCGAGACGCCCUUCCCAUGCCGGGAGUGCGGGAAGGCCUUCAGCCGCACCUCCAACCUGGUGAAGCACCUGCGCACCCACUCCGGGGAGAAGCCCUACACCUGCACCCUCUGCGGGAAACGCUUCUCCCUGAGCUCCAACCUGCUGAAGCACGAGCGCACCCACUCCGGGGAGAAGCCCUUCCCCUGCCCGCUCUGCGGCAAGUGCUUCAAGAAGAAGACCCACCUGGUUUCCCACAAUCGGGUGCACACCGGGGAGCGGCCCUACCGCUGCGAAGAGUGCGGCAAGUGCUUCUCUCAGAGCUCCUCCCUCAUCGAGCACCAGCGCAUCCACACCGGGGAGAAGCCCUACAAGUGUGCCCAGUGCGGCCGAGGGUUCUAUGUCAACUCCAAGCUCGUCAAGCACCAGAGGAUCCACACGGGCGAAAAACCCUAUGCCUGCUCUGCUUGCGGGAAGACCUUCCGGUACAAGCAGCAGUUCCCACGCCACGUGGCCCAUGUCCACCCUGGGGAGGAACAGGUGUCUGUGCUCACCUUGGGCCCCAGUGUUAACGUGCUGCUCUCAUAGAGCUUUGGGGCUUCAGGUCCUCCGGCUUCCAAUGAAAGGCAUCCUGCAGUGCCAAAUUUGG